Messenger RNA from Culex quinquefasciatus (southern house mosquito), 448 nucleotides. RefSeq lists its product as uncharacterized. The transcript is spliced from 2 exons. Lineage: Eukaryota; Metazoa; Arthropoda; Insecta; Diptera; Culicidae. The record is from RefSeq and is a predicted model, not a curated record. Bases 66 to 401 code for a protein of 111 amino acids.
UUGAAGAUGUAACAUUUAAACCACCUUUCGCUAUAUGGAUUUGUUCUUUUGGCAACGAUACCGCAAUGCUGCUGUACUACGUCCUGCCGCUGUCGUUCCUGAUGCUGGCCAGUUUCUGUUUGCUGGUGAAGACCAAGCUGCGAAUCAACCAGAUUGCCAGCCAGCCCGAGGAUACCAUUCGAACCGACACCAAGCUCGAUCGCGAGCGGUUCUUCCUGACCGUGCUGAUUUCCGUCGUGUUGGCACUUUCUUUCGCGCUGAACGUGCUUUCAUGGGCUUUCCCGGACAACCACGUGUUGUACUUCCUGUCCAGCGUCUCGUUCUAUGUCGUGGGGGUGGUCAUCUUUUUCCUGUUUAUCUGCAAUCGCCACGUUGAUCAGUGGUGCGGAAGAUCUCGUUGAAAAAGAUUUAGUAGAAAAAAAAAGUAUGAGGAGACCAAUAAACUGAU